AUGGUCAAGGCGCGCGGCCGCGGCAGGGGACGUGGAGGCGCGCGGCGCGGGUUUCAAGGCGAUCGCUACGGACUGGAUGCGCCACGGCGUAUUGCGCUGGCAGACGAGGAGAGCACCGAGGAUGAGAGCGAGGGCGAGAGCAGCGACGAGGAGGCGACGAGCGAGGACGAUGCGUCCGACACGUCGGUGGGCGACGUGCUGGGCUCUGCGGGCGAUUUGAGCGCGCCUGUGCCUGUGGCGAUGUGGGACUUUCAGCACUGCGAUCCACGCCGGUGCAGCGGAAAAAAGCUUGCACGCCACGGCCUGAUUCAUGAGCUGCGUGUCGGCCAUAAAUUCCGCGGUGUCGUACUGACGCCGCGCGCGACAAAGGUGCUUUCACCCGCAGACGCGGGUAUCGUGCAUGAGCAUGGCGUUGCUGUGGUUGAAUGCAGCUGGGCACGGCUUGACGAGAUCCCGUUUGGGAAAAUCAAAAGCCCGCACGAGCGACUGCUUCCGCGGCUCAUGGCGACGAACCCGGUAAACUAUGGCAAGCCGUUUAAAUUGAAUUGUGUCGAGGCGAUUGCUGCUGCGUUUUACAUCUGCGGCGCUCGCCCGCUCGGCGAUCAGCUGCUUAGCAAGUUUGCCUGGGGCGAGAAUUUCCCAGCGCUGAAUUUGGGGUAUUUGGCACGGUACCGCCGCUGUGCGGAUGCGGAGCAGAUUGCGGACGCGGCAGAUAGGUUUGCCGCGGAUGAGGAGGCUGCGCGGCUUUCGCGGAGGAUGGAGAAUGCGCGUGUGGGCGGCUACAAUACGAUUGACUUGCCGCCGAGCGAUGGAGAGGGAAGCAGUGGAGAAGAAGCGGACUCCUCCGGUGAGUCUAUCGCAGCCAACGCAGACUAG
Messenger RNA from Malassezia vespertilionis, 876 nucleotides. RefSeq names its product ribosome biogenesis protein tsr3 (gene TSR3). The record is from RefSeq and is a predicted model, not a curated record. Gene Ontology annotation, biological process: maturation of SSU-rRNA. NCBI's taxonomy places the organism in Eukaryota, Fungi, Basidiomycota, Malasseziomycetes, Malasseziales, Malasseziaceae. The transcript has a single exon. Bases 1 to 876 code for a protein of 291 amino acids. Gene Ontology annotation, molecular function: rRNA small subunit aminocarboxypropyltransferase activity.